Messenger RNA from Dicentrarchus labrax (European seabass), 2798 nucleotides. Its product is annotated as 5-hydroxytryptamine receptor 3A. The transcript has 9 exons. Lineage: Eukaryota; Metazoa; Chordata; Actinopteri; Moronidae. Gene Ontology annotation, biological process: signal transduction; monoatomic ion transmembrane transport; regulation of membrane potential. Gene Ontology annotation, molecular function: extracellular ligand-gated monoatomic ion channel activity; neurotransmitter receptor activity; transmembrane signaling receptor activity. Bases 436 to 1875 code for a protein of 479 amino acids. The record is from RefSeq and is a predicted model, not a curated record. Gene Ontology annotation, cellular component: synapse; postsynaptic membrane; neuron projection.
UCUCCUCUUACCCAAGUCUUGUGUUCUGUCAGAACACGCUCAGCCCAUCGAGAGCAAUAGUUAGAUCCGGGUGUUGUGCUGUCUCCACAUCUCGUUAAACUUUUGCUUAUGACUAAAUAAACAGAUUACAUUGCCAUCAGCCUGAGUUUGCGUUCACUGCUACGUAGCAAAUGUGAGCAAACUGACCAAGCAAUGUGCAUAGUGUUGUGUUUGCCUUUCCCUCAGAUGUCACAAAUCCUCCUGAAGAUUGCUCAAAAACCUGUUGUACAAGUCAUGCACACAUUAAGCAAACACAGUCAUCAGAUGGGUCUCUGUGAGCAACUGGAGAAUACACCAAAGGCUUAAGUCAUGCUACAGUCUGAUGGAGGAGACUAUUGACUUUUCUCUCUUGAAUUUUAGGCACUUUUUAUGAUAAAGGCUUAAUUGAGACUGAAAAUGACAGAGGUAAAACCCGCUGAGCUCAUCUUCAUCUGUUUCAUGCUGCUUCACGGUUUUGUUGCAGCAUUGAACUGUACCAACCCAACCCCUAAAUCCUUGUUUGAUGCACUCGAGAUAAACUUAUUCCCUGAUAAACUGGCACGUCCUGUGAAGAGCUUUUCAGAUACAACUAACAUAACCAUCACUAUCACUGUGGUGGGGAUUUUAGGAGUGAAUGAAAAGGCCCAAACCCUGACAACAGUCUUAUGGCAAUUUCUGCAGUGGGACAUUGAGGGGCUGAGCUGGGAUGAGAAGGAAUGUGGCACUACAAGAAUCUCUGUCCCUCGGGAAUUGCUUUGGAUCCCAGACGUCCACAUCACAGAGAUCAUGGACGAGGACAAAUCUCCCAAAACUCCCUAUGUCUACUUAGACAACAACGGUCGUGUAUAUGAUUAUAAGCCAAUCAGAGUGGUUAGCUCCUGCCGAUUAGGAAUAUACACUUUCCCCUUCGAUGUCCAAAACUGCUCUUUGACCUUUGGAUCGUAUCUACACUUUGCUACGGACAUAAGGAUGAUUCAAGCCGCAACAUCUGAAGAGAUCCUGGAGAAGUCCAGAAAUGUGUUGCAGACCAAAGGGGAGUGGGAGCUCAUAGAUAUAGAUGUAGCUCCUUCUACUCUGGCAAUAGAGGAGACGCAGUACUCUCAGAUAAAAUACUAUAUCUCUAUUAGACGUAGGCCAACCCACUAUGUGGUGAACCUCCUGGUCCCCAGCUCCUUGCUCAUCACAGUGGACCUGUUCAGCUUCCUGCUGCCUCCCGAGAGUGUGGACCGGGCCUCCUUCAAGAUGACCCUCAUCCUGGGCUACACAGUUUUCCUGCUCAUCAUGAAUGACCUGCUGCCUAUCACUGGAGAGUCAACACCUGUCAUCAACGUUUUCUUUUGCGUCACUCUCGCUCUGAUGGUGGCCAGCCUGUUGGAGACGGUGUUUAUCACAAAGAUCCAGUUCAGCUCCAGCCGUAACCAUGCGGUGCCUCACUGGCUCAGAGUCGUCGUGUUGCGAUAUCUAGCUAUUGUAGUUUGUCUCCCUUCACAGAAAAAGAGUAACCGAGUCACCGUCUUGCUCAACCCAUCUGGAGAACCGGCAAUGAAUUCCAGGUUCACAAACAUCUCAGAGAGUCAUCUUUUAAGCGUAAUUGGUGAUAAAACUCCACUGAAAACCCCACCGGUCCCUCCGGAUUCAGCCCUGCAUGAACUGAAGAAGCUAAGCAGAGAUCUCAUGGCCAUCCGCCUCCAGAUGGACAAACAAUUCCAGGGGAGUGACACUGCACAAGAAUGGCAAAUGGUCGGGAUAAUCAUUGACCGUCUGCUGUUCAGCUUGUACAUCAUCGUCAUUACUGUUAGCUUCCUCACCCUCAUUUCUAUCUGGAUCUGGAACCAUGUGGUGAACCACCAUCACUAGGGGUAAGCUAGCAGUACAUAUGUUAAUGCGGACUUGGUGAUGGGAAGACUGCCAUGACCAUCACUUGACCUCUGACUUCAAGAAUGAAAAUGGGUUCUAUGGGUACCCACAAACAUACCCACUUUAUGCUAAUCCCAUGCAGUUUGGGGCAAAAACCUUGGAGUUUUUUGCAUGUGGUAUAAAUGUGUUAUUUUCACCCAGUGUAUUUGGAUAUUUCUGCAUACACUAUUGGAAUUGUAUAAAUUGGGAAUGAUUGGAAAGCUGAGACACAUACUUCAUGCCACCUGAAUAAAUUAGUCAAAACAGGUAGUAAUGUUUUUUUUACACCGAUAUGAAAACAAGGUCACUAGAAACAUUUUCAGUAUAAUCCAGCCCACACCGUUCAGGUUUACUGUCUGUUAUUCUUAUUAUGCAAAUGGUAGAGGUUGAAGUUCUACUGAAAUAUUGAUUUAUUCCACUAGAUGGUGCUAUUGGUUGAUUGUUAGGGUUUUUGUGCAGUGUGCAUAAUGUAGGCAUGCAGGGGUUUAUAGAGUUAGAUUGUAGCUAUAGCUCAGGAAAAAAAUGCAUCACAACUGACCUCAUAAUCUUCUAAAGUAGUUUUGACAUUUUCAGUUUUAUAUGAUUAGUAAUUAGCUAUUUUAUGUGUAUAUCUUUGGACAGCCUGUGGAAGUUAGAUUUACAGCAUUACAUUAUUAAGCCCAAAACAGACUGUUGCUUAAUCAGUGGUGGAAAGUAACAAAGUACAUUUACUGAAGUACUGUAGGCCUACUUAAGUACAAUUUAAAAGUACUUGAGUAUUUCCAUUUUCUGCAACUUCAUAUAUCUACUUAUAAUUAAUCUGCAACCAAUUUGAUAAUUAAUUAAUGUUGGUUUCAUGUUAUAGUCGAUUAUAUAUCCAUAAUAAUAUAUAUAUUAUCACCGAA